UCAGGGACAAAUUGCACCCUCUUGCCUGAACUGGUGGAAGGACCUCAUGCCCAGGACCCUGGAGGGGCAGAUCACCAUGGAGAAGACCCCCAGCUACUUCGUCACCAAGGAGGCCCCGGCGCGCAUCUCCUCCAUGUCCAAGGGCACGAAGCUCAUCGUGGUGGUGCGGGACCCCGUGACCAGAGCCAUCUCGGACUACACCCAGACGCUCUCCAAGAAGCCCGACAUCCCCACCUUUGAGAGCCUGACCUUCAAAAACAGGACUACGGGCCUGAUCGACACCUCGUGGAGCGCCAUCCAGAUUGGCAUCUACGCCAAGCACCUGGAGAACUGGCUCCUCUACUUCCCCAUCGGGCAGAUCCUCUUUGUGAGCGGGGAGAGGCUCAUCAGCGACCCCGCGGGGGAGCUGGGACGGGUCCAGGACUUUCUGGGCCUCAAGAGGAUCAUCACCGACAAACACUUCUACUUCAACAAAACCAAGGGCUUCCCGUGCCUGAAGAAGGCAGAAGGCAGCAGCAAACCCCACUGCCUGGGCAAGACAAAAGGCAGGACCCACCCCGACAUAGACCAGGAGGUGGUGCAGAGACUGCGGGACUUCUACCGGCCCUUCAACAUGAAGUUCUACCAGAUGACGGGGCAGGACUUCGGCUGGGAUUGAGCCUGGCGUGGGAAAAAUCCCCUGUAAUGACUUGCCCGGCACGGUUUGCGUAUAUAAAGAGCUAUAUAUGUAUGUAAAAUGUACAGAAAUCUAUUUUAUAAUAAUUUAUUUUUAAUUCCUAAGCAAUUAAUUCACUAAGCUGCCUAACCGCACUGGCUAGAACAGUAGCCCGUAACCUGUUUAACAUUCCACGGUGUUUAAUUCUAAUUUGUCUCUCCUUAUUUUCUCUUCCCCCUCUUCCGUUUUCUCCUCUUUCUUGGUUUGGUUUGUAACAGACGGUGCUUCCAUUUUUCCUAAAGAAAAUUUGUAUUUAAGAAUACCAACAAAAGUGAGGGUGGGACAAGGGAGGGACAGGGAGGGAAAGCACAAGGUUAUUUUUGUUACGGGUACCUGGCCUUUAUAAACACAUGCUUUCCCUA
Nestor notabilis (Kea) is the source of this 1077-nucleotide messenger RNA. Its product is annotated as heparan sulfate glucosamine 3-O-sulfotransferase 3B1-like. Gene Ontology annotation, molecular function: [heparan sulfate]-glucosamine 3-sulfotransferase activity. Lineage: Eukaryota; Metazoa; Chordata; Aves; Psittaciformes; Psittacidae. The transcript has 2 exons. The record is from RefSeq and is a predicted model, not a curated record. The annotation marks the transcript as partial.